Molecule: messenger RNA, 531 nt
Organism: Miscanthus lutarioriparius
Lineage: Eukaryota; Viridiplantae; Streptophyta; Magnoliopsida; Poales; Poaceae
Source: the annotation of a GenBank genome assembly
AUGCACGAAUUUGGGGCGCUUGAUUUUGGUGAGAGGUGUGGGCGUAUCGCGGAGGAGCACGGUUAUGGGGGAGUGAAGGUGCGCAAUUCGUUGAUUGCGAUGUACUCGAGGUGCGGGUGUGUGGAUAAGGCAUACUGUGGUGUUACGUGGGACUCCUCGGAAGAGUGUGGUCACAUGGAGCGCAAUGAUCUCGGGGUUGGCAAAGCAAAUGGCUUUGUUGGGGAAUGGAGCAAGGUAUCCGAAGUCGGGAAGUUGAUGCGGGAAAAGGAAUACAAACUACUCCAGCGGCUGCAUCGAUUGUGGAGCAUAAUGGUGAGGUUCAUGAGUUUAUUGCGAGAUGAUGAUGCACAUCCAAGGAAGGUGGAGAUUUAUGAAAAGCUCAAUGAGAUAAAUAAGCGAUUAAGGAUUCUUUGGUUAUGUUCCAAAUGUGUCAUCGAGUUGCAUGAUUUGGAUUACGAAGGAAGGAAAGUGCCCUCACCUAUCACGUGUGAAAAGUUGGCAAUUGCUUUUGCUUUGCUUGUUACACCUUAG